CAUUUCACUCGCCGUAAACUCAAGAAGAAGGAAGAUCAUCAUCAUCAUCCAUGGGUCGUGUCAUCAGAGCUCAACGUAAGGGAGCAGGCUCCGUCUUCAAGUCCCACACUCACCACCGCAAGGGCCCCGCCAAGUUCAGGAGCCUCGACUUCGGCGAGAGAAAUGGUUACCUCAAGGGUGUCGUCACCGAGAUCAUCCACGAUCCGGGUCGUGGUGCUCCGUUAGCUCGCGUCGCCUUCCGUCAUCCUUUCCGUUACAAGAAGCAGAAGGAGCUCUUCGUCGCCGCCGAAGGUAUGUACACGGGACAGUUCUUGUACUGCGGUAAGAAGGCCACUCUCGUUGUCGGAAAUGUUCUGCCUCUCAGAUCUAUCCCCGAGGGAGCUGUUGUCUGCAACGUCGAGCACCAUGUUGGUGAUCGUGGUGUGCUCGCUAGGGCUUCUGGUGAUUACGCUAUCGUCAUCUCUCACAACCCCGACAACGACACGACCAGGGUUAAGUUGCCAUCUGGAUCGAAGAAGAUUGUCCCAAGUGGAUGCAGGGCCAUGAUUGGUCAAGUCGCUGGUGGUGGAAGAACCGAGAAGCCGAUGCUCAAGGCGGGUAACGCAUACCACAAGUACCGUGUGAAGAGGAAUUGCUGGCCUAAGGUUCGUGGUGUGGCUAUGAACCCUGUUGAGCAUCCCCACGGAGGAGGUAACCAUCAACAUAUUGGUCACGCCAGUACCGUUCGUCGUGAUGCACCACCUGGGCAAAAGGUUGGUCUUAUUGCUGCAAGGAGGACUGGUCGUCUCAGAGGUCAAGCUGCUGCUCUUGCCUCCAAGCAAGAAUAAGGAGAUAAAUCUUCAGGAUGAUGAAGUUGUUUACUUUUUUUGUUGGAUUUUUGCUGAGACCUUGUUUUGAAUCCUUUAGAUUUUCUAUAAUCUUCUUUGAGACCUUUGUCUUGAGAAUUAAACCUCCAUAUUAUCAGUUUAAAUUUCGUUAUUCAGUU
Messenger RNA from Brassica oleracea var. oleracea, 985 nucleotides. RefSeq names its product 60S ribosomal protein L8-3. Gene Ontology annotation, biological process: cytoplasmic translation. Gene Ontology annotation, molecular function: structural constituent of ribosome; RNA binding. Gene Ontology annotation, cellular component: cytosolic large ribosomal subunit; ribosome. The coding region runs from base 51 to 827 and encodes 258 amino acids. The transcript has 2 exons. Lineage: Eukaryota; Viridiplantae; Streptophyta; Magnoliopsida; Brassicales; Brassicaceae. The record is from RefSeq and is a predicted model, not a curated record.